Diachasma alloeum is the source of this 3721-nucleotide messenger RNA. RefSeq names its product forkhead box protein O (gene foxo). The record is from RefSeq and is a predicted model, not a curated record. Lineage: Eukaryota; Metazoa; Arthropoda; Insecta; Hymenoptera; Braconidae. Gene Ontology annotation, cellular component: nucleus. The transcript is spliced from 7 exons. Gene Ontology annotation, molecular function: DNA-binding transcription factor activity, RNA polymerase II-specific; RNA polymerase II cis-regulatory region sequence-specific DNA binding. Bases 1417 to 3114 code for a protein of 565 amino acids. Gene Ontology annotation, biological process: regulation of transcription by RNA polymerase II.
CUCGCCGGCAACUUGAUAAAUUUAAAUAGUCGACAUCUUCGUAGGUUUUUUUUUCAUUUCGUUUCUUAUAUUUAACAUGCACACGAGACGCGCAAUACGACCUCGUGGUUAAUUUUAAUUUCAAUACGUUUUAUCCUUGACGUGUAUAGACAACAUUAUCAUUUAAAAUUCAAGUUGCGAUAGACUCUGAACAAAAAAAAACCACUUUGUUGAUACAUUUGAAUAAAUUUUUUCGCUCACUGUUACGUUUCACUUGAUUUUACGGUAAUUAUCUGGACAGCCGGUCGUCUCUCGUCGUCGAGUGAGAGAAAGAAUACGAAAACAAGUAUCACAAGUGCCCCCUCCCGAGUGACCGUUCUGUCACGUGAAGAAAAAAUAGUGAUAAAAAUAUACAUCGCUGGGAUAUUUCCAUCCAUAAUUGUACGAUACGUGAAAACGACUGUGCAUAGCCAGUUUUGGUGCGGUUGCGGACUUGAUCUAAGAGACCCGGGGGCCACAUCGAAGUGGGUAUCGCUGUUUGGAGUGGUGGCUAUCCAACACGAGGAGUAGAGUGGGAGCGUUGGAAAAAAAUAAAGCGAGACAGUAUUAAAAAGACAGAGAAGAUAAUAAAAAAGAAACCAAGAGUGUGUGUAAUCGUACGUUCGUGCGAGAGGCGGUCCACGUUGGAGUAUAAAACGUUGAAAUUCCGCGGGUUCAGUUGGUGAUGGCAAAAGGCACACAAGUCCCGGGUGAGUUAUAACGCGGUUGAGGCGUCAACGGCCUUGAAAUUCUUUGGGAAUAUCAAAGCGUCGACACAGGUCGACAGUGUUAUCACCAAUUCUAAAUCAAUAUUAUUUUUUAUAAUUUUUUUCUCACUCGUGCUACUCACUGAAUACUUAAUUGGUGACGAGUGAAAUUGAGUUGAUGCUAAUACUUGAACGAAAAAACUCGAUUUACUCGCGUACGAGGAAAUAAACAGUGAGAUAAAAGUCCGGAGCUUUUUUCACUCUCAAACACUGGGAGCACAAAUAGACGAGAACUAGGAAAUCAAACUCCCCAUUUAAAACAUGACCACGUGACCUGUCGCUUCGUAAACAUCGUUGGACCACGUGCUUUACCCCCUCUAUCCUCCCCCCCGGGCAACCGCUGGCGUCCCCACUUCCCCGACACUUCGGCGCUCACGUUAAGUCCCGCGCAUUUUGUAGCCACUCCUGAGGCUUCGAUAACACUUCUUCGUUCUGUCGGCAGUGCCACGUGCGAGUAGAUUUUUUCUCCGUUUGUUUUUCCGCGUUCGCUCAGGUGUUGAACACAAACGAGGGAACAAACGAGGGACUUUUGUUGAACCGUGCGAGUGUUGUUGUUAGAGGAAUAGUUUGUGUUUUAGAGAAAAAUUGAGGAUUGCAAUCAUUCAAGGUGGAUUUUACGGACGAUACUGGUAUGAUGGACUCGGUGACGGGACCGAUAAUGGUCCCGACAACCAUUCAACCGCCACCGUCACACUCGCCACCCGAUCAGCCGCACACACCCCAGGGGUUGUCGUUUGAUCUUGAGAGUGGAUUUGAACCGCAGACUCGCGCGCGCUCCAACACGUGGCCGUUGCCGCGACCCGAUGGCUAUGUCGAUGGCAAUGUUGGGGGUGGCAAUGGGAUUGGCAAGGAUGGCAUUGAGAGCGGAACACCACCACAACAGAGUGCAAUUGGACAGGGGGCUGGGCUUCUUCCCGUUAAGAAAAAUUCCUCGAGACGAAAUGCCUGGGGCAAUCUCAGCUAUGCGGAUCUUAUAACACAGGCCAUCACUAGUGCACCUGAGAAACGGCUCACACUUUCGCAGAUUUAUGAGUGGAUGGUGCAGAAUGUACCGUAUUUUAAGGACAAGGGGGAUAGCAAUAGCAGUGCCGGGUGGAAGAAUUCGAUAAGACACAAUCUGUCCUUGCACAACAGAUUUAUGCGAGUGCAGAAUGAGGGAACAGGGAAGAGUUCCUGGUGGAUGAUAAAUCCUGACGCUAAACCCGGAAAAUCAGCCCGAAGGAGAGCAACGUCGAUGGAGACGAGUAAAUUCGAGAAGCGAAGGGGUCGAGUUAAGAAGAAGGUCGAGGCGUUGAGGAAUGGCUUGCAGGCUGAUGCAACCCCGAGCCCGAGCAGCAGUGUCAGUGAGGGUCUUGAUCUAUUUCCUGAUAGUCCACUUCAUGCUGGGGGAUUCCAGCUGUCUCCCGACUUUCGGCCAAGAGCUUCGAGCAAUGCCUCAUCAGUCGGUCGCCUCAGUCCAAUUCCUGCGGUCCUUGGGGAGCCAGACUGGACCGGAAGUUACGGCUCUUCUUACAGUCCUGAGCAAUUAGCCGGUAGUCUUGCCGAGUCGAUGAAGUUGGAGUCCUACCAGAUGUAUCAAACAUCUCCACCGAAUCAUCAACAGCAGACAGUGCCACCACCUUCGUACUUCGAGGCUCAAUAUCAGAGAAAUAAUACUCUGCGUAAAGCAACGUCACCCUACGGUCUACCCCCAACGCCACAGCCUGCUAACCGACAGAGAUGUCCGAUUCAUCGUCUUCAGCCCUGCACGUGUCAAAUGAAUUUGAGUCCGGUCUCAGGGAUGUCGCCAUCUUACCAGAGUGAAUCCAGCACAUCACCCCUGGGUGCUCAACAACAAACACAACAGGCCCAACAACAACAACAACAACAAAUGAGAACAGUCAACGAGCAAGAGCUACAGUACCUCCUACAAGCUCAGAGUCAAACGCAACAGCAGAAUCAGCAGCGGCAGAGUCAAACGAGACCAACGAAUUCUAGUCCCCCUCAGACGCCAACCUCUACGCCGAGCACAAUGAUGGGCCAAUUAAUGGGUGCAUUAAAUAAUACAACGUUGCUCGAUGACUUGAAUAUUAAUAUUGAGGGACUCCACGGUGGUUUCGACUGUAAUGUGGACGAGGUAAUCAAACACGAGCUCUCGAUGGACGGCACGUUGGACUUUAACUUUCAACAAGGAAUACUGGGGACAGCAGCUAUCCAAGUUACAGACACUGCCAUGAAUCAGAGUAACGUUGUUACGUCAAACAAUCAGGUUGGCUCGUCAAAUCCAUCGAGUGGCGUUUAUGCCACAAAUCCAACGACACCUGCUGCAGCACCCUCCUGGGUUCACUAGCAGUGGUGCACACUAACAACGACAUCAGCCUCGUUCUCCCCAACUUCCAUGCCGCCACAUCAAACGCGUUUUUCUCAAUAUCGCGCAUCCAAGCGACAAUACACUGGUGAGUACAGAAACAAAUUGAUAUUAAAGUGAACCAUCGAGUCAACUUGGGGAAGCAUGGGGUGUUGACGGCUAUGAGGAAAAGUGUUAACGUAGGGUAGCUGAUGCCUGUACUACCCAGCGGGUAAUAUCGUUCACCCGUACUUCUCAGGAUGGCCGAGAAAAAAAUGUUUUUCUUUUUUUACUAUACGAAUAUUUAAUAACAACAAGUAAUUUCAACAGAAAUUUUCAAUUUUCUCCUGUGGAAACUUCGUUAAAAAAAUCUAAAUCAUUUUCUACUGAAUUCGUAAAAUAUUUCGACUCCAGCAUUUGAGAUUUUUCAAAUUUUUAGUUGGUUCAUAAUUGAAUGAAGUGGGAAGUAUGAGUUCGUUAUACAUUUUCACAUCCAUUGCGACCUUUUCGAUAGCAGAACAAUAUCUUCAUCAGUUAUUAAUUGGAAGGUUUUGUAAAAAUAUUGUGAAGGAAAGAAUUCAGAAUAUAUUGGAAAAUAGUACAAUUACAA